ACUACAGACUUGUGACAGUGAGACUGAGAGAAGACGACAGAGACCAAGUUAUCUAGUUUAUUCAUAAUAACGGGAAAAUUUAUGUCUCAAGUAAAUAAUAUCUUUGUGUCAUUUAUGGAAUGCUGACCAUAAAAGGCCGGGGAUAGUAUAAUAUCAUCCUGUUAUGGGCUUCUCAUGGAACAAAGAGCCUUGCAGACCGUACCUAGUCUUACUGGACUGCUAGCAGUGUACAUGUACCUUAGUAUAUGGUUAUGAAUAUGAUUAAUUGUACUGAAAAUCAGUACAUCAGGCCUAGUCUAUAUAAUAAGGUAGGAGCAGCUCAUGGUGUAUAUCUCAAGACUGCAGUAAUCAGCAUACCUAAAGUUGCUGGCUAUUUGUCAAGAUGAUACAAGGCAUUAUAGCACAUGAAAAUGCAGUGCUAGGUACAUAUAGGAAACUUGCAUGAUUCCUGGUUUUGAUAACUAGAAAUAACACAAAUCAAAAUGAAUGGAGUGGACAGCCCCCUUCCAGACGGACAAGAAAAGGCCUUACACAAGACCCUCAGUGGUUUUGAUCAUGAAAAGCAAGCUAAAGACAAGGCCCAUAAAUGUCAUAUUUGUGGAAGAGGUUUCACUCUUCAGGCUUUUCUCAAGACCCACUUACUUAGGCAUGCUCCUACAGUCCCAUACGAUUGCUCUGUGUGUGGGAGAGUGUUUGGAAGAAAGUGUGAUUUCAGAAACCACAUGAAAAGUCAUCAAAAUGAAAUUAUGUUUAAUGACUUACACUCAGACAAUUUAGGCUUUGUUCAAAAAAGAAAAAGUGAAGACAUUUCCAGUGAUGAUGAAAAGUUUUCAUUAGAAUCAGAAAGUGAUAAAACAGGAAGUCCUGGGUGCAAUAUAUCAUUUCAUUUCAGUGGAGAUUCACAUUACAGCCCACGUACAGAGAAACCUUAUGGUAGCAGUGAUCUCUUUGUAUGCACAGUAUGCAAAGAUGUAUUUUCAUCUGAAGACUUAUUUAGAAAACACCGUGAUUCCUUAACACACCAGUGUGAAACAUGUGAAAAGUAUUAUUCCUCUUGCCACAGUCUUAAACUUCAUGAAAAAUCCCAUGUCACAAAGAUUAUUUGUAAAAUAUGCAACAAGAUAUUUGCAUCAAAACAGAGUUUGAGGAUGCACGCGUACUGCCACGCUGGAGAGGAGAAGUGUUGGAUUUGUGAAAAGAGAUGUAAAAAUAAGAGAAUACUUAGACUGCAUAUGACUAAAACUCACAAAAAAAGUUCGCUGGUAAAGUGCAAGGAGUGUGGCCAGAAAUUUAAGCGGAGUGAACUUAUUCAACACAAGUUUGUUCAUAGGGGCCAGGAAACUUACACAUGCAAAGAAUGUGGUUCUAACUUUAAUGCCUUGUAUAAGCUUGAGAAUCACAUAAGGUUUCAUAAACACACUAAAAAAAAAUGGAAGUGUGAUAUUUGUGGGAAAGAAUUAGCAACAAAGUAUGCAUUGGAGACUCAUACAUCAACACACACUGGAGAGCAAGAAUGCUCUUUCUGUGGACUUAAGCUAUUAAAUGAAGGCUGUUUGAAACGACACAUUGCAAGCACCCACGAGGGAAAAGUUGCUGAUAGGAAGAGUGAAAAAAAAGUGCAGUGUGAUAUGUGUGGUAAUAUGUACGGUAAAAGUUAUAUAGAGACUCACUUGAAGAUUCAUGCAGGUCAGAAGGAUUUUCACUGCUAUAAGUGUGGAAAGAAAUUUGUAUCCAGAACUAAUUUAAGAGAACACCAAAGAAGUCACAAUGUAGAAAAGAGUUACUGCUGUACAAUGUGUGAUAAAAAAUUUGUCACAAAAAAGUCCCUAACUAUUCAUACCAGGAAACACACUGGAGAGACACCUUAUGAAUGUUCCAUUUGUUCAAAGACUUUUGUCACUUCCUGGACUCUGAAAAAUCAUCUCAGAUUACAUGACCUCGUGGAAGCAUUUUCAUGUAAACUUUGUGGGAAGAAAUUUAGUCAGAAGAAGUCCUUAUUAGCUCAUUAUGCUGGAGAUUCCCAUUCAAAAGAGGAUUUGCAGCAGUUGGACUCAGAAACUUUAAAUUCCAUAACCAAAAAGUAUGUGUGUUCAGUCUGUGGAAGAAAUUGCUUUGAGAAGACAAGGUUAACAUUCCACAUGAGGGUUCAUACUGGAGAAAAGCCUUAUAAGUGCUCUGACUGUGGCCAAAUGUUCCGAGUAGAAUCAGCUCUCAAGAUUCACAGUAAAUUACAUGGUGGAAAAAUGCUAUUUGAGUGCAGAGUGUGCAAAAAGCCAUUCCCUCGUCAGUCGCAGGCAUUAAAACACGAACAUCUUCAUAAUGGUCAGAAACCUCACUUAUGUACUAUAUGUGGGAAAACCUUCACCACAAAGAACAGUUUAAAGUUACACGUAGAAAGGCAUGCUACAGAAAGUGUUUACGCAUGUAGUACUUGUGACCAGGAGUUCCCUACAAAACGUAAAUAUAAGGCUCAUCAGAAAUCCUGUUCAAAUGGAAUUGGUGCCCAGCCUCAAGUCAUUGAGUCUAGUAGUUUAGACUGUUCUGAUAUAACGUAUUAUGGAACCAUGGAGAAUGUUGACAUCAAGGAGGAUGUGCAAAGGCAAGACUUGAAAGAAUUGAAGAGUGUUUUGGAAGAAGGUAUGCAGUCUAUUGAAUGCUCUGAAUAUUACAGUCUAUGUGAGGAUAUUGACUGCAUUAAGAAAGAUCUGGUUGUUCUUGAAAUUGAUCCAAUAGACUUUGAGGAUAAAGAUGUUUACUGAUACCGUAAAGCUUCAUAAAUACUGUUUAAAAGAUACAGUGUAUUGAGGUGUAUUUACAAGAAAUAUAUUUUAUAUACUUUUGUAGAAAAAAAAAUAGUAUGUC
Macrobrachium nipponense is the source of this 2862-nucleotide messenger RNA. Its product is annotated as zinc finger protein 260-like. The transcript has 3 exons. The record is from RefSeq and is a predicted model, not a curated record. Gene Ontology annotation, cellular component: nucleus. The coding region runs from base 483 to 2759 and encodes 758 amino acids. Gene Ontology annotation, molecular function: RNA polymerase II transcription regulatory region sequence-specific DNA binding; DNA-binding transcription factor activity, RNA polymerase II-specific. Lineage: Eukaryota; Metazoa; Arthropoda; Malacostraca; Decapoda; Palaemonidae. Gene Ontology annotation, biological process: regulation of transcription by RNA polymerase II.